GAGACAGAGCAAAAACAGGGUGACAUAAUUAAACGUAAGCCACAACAUAUGUAACGCGUAAGAAACCAUAACUACCGUUGACGCCGGACUCUUUCAAUUUCAAGUCACCACCACCACCACCACCACCAUCAUCACAUCCCUAUCUCUAUAUAUAUUUACAUUAUAUCUCUCCUCCAUCUCCCUCUCUCUCUCAUCUCUCUCUCUCUCUAAAGAUCAAUCAGAUCAUACAUAUAUACACCAUGCAGGAGGCAAUCCCUUACAAGACUUGGCAACCAAUUUCCACACAAACCCCAAUCAACCGAUCGCCUCCGAAAACAGAGACUGUUAAUGGUGGAGUUGAUAAGGGGACAAAAGAGUAUGUGAAGAAAUUGGUGGAAGAGAACGCAGUGAUUGUGUUUGGUAAAAGAGGGUGCUGCAUGAGCCAUGUGGUGAAGCGUUUGCUUCAGGGUCUGGGUGUCAAUCCAGCCGUGUUCGACGUCGAUGAAGACGAUGAGGCUGCUGUGGUGGAGGAGCUGCAGGUCGUGAUCAGUUCGGCUGGUGUGGACGGAAAAGAUGGCGGGUUGCAGUUUCCGGCGGUGUUCAUCGGCGGACGGUUGUUUGGGGGUUUGGAGAGGAUCAUGGCCACUCAUAUUACCGGAGAGUUGAUUCCAAUUUUGAAAGAAGCAGGGGCUUUAUGGCUUUGAAUUUUUUUUUUUUUUUUUUUUUUUUUUUUUUU
Molecule: messenger RNA, 715 nt
Organism: Cornus florida
Lineage: Eukaryota; Viridiplantae; Streptophyta; Magnoliopsida; Cornales; Cornaceae
Product: glutaredoxin-C9-like
Exons: 1
Coding region: 240-683 (147 amino acids)
Source: RefSeq, a predicted model, not a curated record